GCCUGCCGUGUACCAAGUUCAAACAAACUAAAUACGCACUAAAAUUCCACCAAAUUUGGCCGGGACCAGUGGUUGUCUCGCUCGCUCUCGAGGCGACCUUCUCGGUGUGUUGCGUUUCUGGUGCGUAGACGCACGUUGCCGAAAAACACAACCGUACAAAACACAUCUAUGAGCUCGUGCUGCCUCGUAGUGCUAGAGCAGAACAACCACCAACGUCCCGUCCCGCUCGCACCACCCUACACCCUGGGUUGAUGUUGUUUUUCGGAUAGUGGAGCAUAAACAUUAGAAACGGAACGCAGCAUAGACCAGUCAGUCCUUCGGAAGUACGGAAAACGUGAAAACGCGGGGCAGCCAGUGCGUGAGCGCGUGCGUUCUUCGAAAUACUCUAAUCGAGUUCAACUCCACACUGACUGCGUUGGUUGGUCGGUUCACUGAACGGGCAGGCAGAAGACCCUCAUUUGUAUCGGUUCGGUAGUGCAAUGCGAGAAAUUUGACCGAGAGGGGAUCGCUCCACAACCGAAUAUAAUCAAAAUUGGAAGCCCACUUUAAGAUACACGGUUUUUGGGUGCAUUCGUUUUGAGCGCGAUGGAUUUUCUAUGGCUGCAGCACCCGUAUUGCGUUGUUGUUGUUGCUGCUGUGACUUUUGGAAGUGAUUCGUUUGGUGGAAUUUGAAAUUGUCGCGAUGGAUGUGAAACUUGGUUUUUGAAACGGUGAAAUGCUGAAAUAAGAUACACACAAUCAGUGCUUGACGUGACAAAGGUGAAGAAAUCAACAUUAGAUAACAAGGCAUAGCAGCAAUGGCCAAGGAUUCGACGUCGAUCCCAAGUGAGGAUUUCAACCCACCCAUUCCGAGUGGUUCCAGUGGCGGUGCUUUUGAGACUGAAGACGGGAAGACGCAACCGAGGCGAGGACUGUGCAAGUGGUUCAACGUGAUCAAGGGAUGGGGUUUCAUUACGCCGGAUGACGGUGGACAGGAUGUGUUUGUUCAUCAGAGUGUUCUUCAGAUGGAGGGGUUUCGAUCGCUGGGGCAAAACGAGCCGGUGGAGUUCGAAGCCAAACUGACUGAUAAGGGGUACGAAGCGACCAAGGUGUACGGGCCGUCACAGAGUCAGUGCAAAGGGAGCGAGUUCAGGCCGCGAGCUAAGCGGAAGUACCGGAAGAUGAGAUGCUACAACUGUGGAGAGUUUGCAAACCAUAUUGCUCAAAUGUGCGCCUUAGGUCCCCUGCCGAAACGGUGUCAUCAUUGCAAAGGCGAGGAUCACUUAGUAGCGGACUGCCCGAAUAAACCUGUGACGUAACAGCAGUUGUACCAAACACUGACGGCGCCAACAGGAUAACGAAAUGAGGCAAACGGAAGCAAUAAGGAUAACGAACGAAACGAAGAACUUAAGCGUUUUUCCCUAAAACGCUUACCGGUUUGCGCCAUCGCUACAAUCAACCCACCAUCUACCUCAUCAACAGUACACUACGCAUAAGCAAACGUUACCGCAGCAGUACAAACGAAAACCAACGAUUCCUCAUGAAGAAGAAAUAUUACCAUACUUUCACCUCGGAAAAAAAGAAAAAAAAAUGUUCCAUACCAUGUAGAACGCAAGCUAGGACUAAGGGCAGUAUAAACGAGUAGGCUCGUACCAACACUGACUAGAGAGAGGGCUGUUGUCCUUUUUUGACCCACCCUUUUCUCGCGUGUCUUCUUCGCCAAAUGACUUUUUUUUGUAGUUUGUACAAACCCAUCAUACGUAUAGGAUAAUGUUAAGGCACCAUCGGCGGCGCGCGUGUGGAGUUUAUUCCAAUAUUAGAUGUAGAUUGUGUGAAGUGGAUUUGUACUCAACCAGGGAGGAUAAUUGAGUGGGAUGCGAGUGAGAGUGAGUGCGUUCGUGUAAAUACAGUAUGUGCAAUCAAUGCAAGUUUAAGCGAGAAGAAACAAUAGAAACCGUUAUCGCACAGCGGUUAAAAUCAGAUCAUAUACAUUCACCCUUUUUUAUUUAUGAUGGAUUGAGUUUGGAAACAUUCAUAUCGAAGCAUUCUGAGAGAAAUGAAAUAUAAAAUCCUGUAAUUGCCCACCCUUCAUCGAAAGUUACUAGAACAUACAUUCUGGUAAGGUUUAAUUUGCUACCAUAGGAGCGUACCUUUUUUCGUAGUCACUAUUUAGCUAAGAAGCGGAGAGUUUGAUUUAAUAAAAAUUUUAUUAGCUUUAUUCGUUUUCGGGAAGUAGAAGACUUUUAUUUGAUGACAAUCCAUUUAUACGCGUUGAUCCAUUGCUUAUAGUUUCUUUGAAUAUCGAAAUGUGCCAUUGCUUUUCAAUAGACCUUGUUAUGUGUAUCGAUAGUUCAUUAUUCAUAACCACUUAUCACUUUCUUUGAAUUAUGUUUCCAGACACCAGAUACAUAUAAAUUUGCCACCCCAAAUAGGACGUAGUAUCAUUUCAGCAGUCUCUUCAAUUUAUCAUAACGCAAUGGCCAUCCAUCUAUAAUGCCUCCAUCCAAUAAUACAUCUUUCCAUACAGGAACUCCUUCCACAGUCCGAAUAACUAAGGCCUUCUCUUCAAGUGGAAAUUGAUGAUGUUCUACAUGUAGUAUCCGGUGAAUAAGUAACAUCUAAUUUAGAGCACAAGGAAUAUCAACGCGUACUGGUUACUUAUAUGGCAUCAACCCAAAAACUAUCAUGCGUCUCCAUUUGCUUUCAUUGUUGCUGCUGUGAAUAGUUCCAUGCAUUCUCCAGGU
Messenger RNA from Aedes albopictus (Asian tiger mosquito), 2723 nucleotides. RefSeq names its product protein lin-28 homolog (gene lin-28). Gene Ontology annotation, biological process: pre-miRNA processing. The transcript has 5 exons. Gene Ontology annotation, cellular component: cytoplasm; nucleus. Gene Ontology annotation, molecular function: zinc ion binding; mRNA binding. The coding region runs from base 798 to 1298 and encodes 166 amino acids. The record is from RefSeq and is a predicted model, not a curated record. Lineage: Eukaryota; Metazoa; Arthropoda; Insecta; Diptera; Culicidae.